UGUUUUUAAAUUAUCAAUUAAUUCAGCUGGAGCUUUAAGCUCUAGACGAGUUCAGUAACAGUUACCUCUCUGCUACAAGUAUCGAACGAUGGUGCGUUUUGGCGGGCAGAAGGUGGGCCAGGUUGUGGCGGGAAUUGGCGGGAAUAGUGUGGGCCAGCUUCUGGCGGCCGUUGCAGUCACUCUGUUGCUCCGCGUGUUUUCCGGACCCGGCCCGGCUUUGCUUCCGGAUAACGAGUCUGUCGUUAGUGACGAUGAUGAGCAAAACGACGUCGCGGAAGAUAGCGAUAGCGGCGAAGCUCAGGCUGACGGUGAAGUUGUCCCUGUCACCAUCCGUUGGCGCAACAUCACGUGCUCUCUCUCUGAUAAAUCGUCAAAAUCUGUGCGGUUUCUGCUUAAAGAUGUAUCUGGAGAGGCAAAACCUGGAAGAUUAUUGGCAAUAAUGGGACCGUCAGGGUCGGGAAAAACAACAUUGUUGAAUGUUCUGGCGGGUCAGAUAAUGUCAUCUCCCCGUCUACAUUUAUCCGGUCUUUUGGAGGUCAAUGGAAGGCCUAGUUCGAACAAAGCUUAUAAGUUUGCCUUUGUGCGACAGGAAGACCUUUUUUUCUCGCAGUUGACUGUGCGAGAAACACUCUCUCUUGCUGCUGAACUUCAGUUUCCAGAGAUAUCUUCUGUGGAAGAGAGAGAUGAAUAUGUGAACGGUCUCUUAUUUAAGCUAGGCUUGGUCAGCUGUGCUGAUUCCAAUGUUGGUGAUGCAAAAGUGCGUGGAAUCAGUGGGGGUGAGAAAAAACGUCUGUCUCUUGCAUGUGAACUGAUUGCAAGCCCAUCUGUCAUAUUUGCUGAUGAACCCACUACUGGGCUUGACGCUUUCCAGGCAGAGAAAGUAAUGGAAACUCUACGACAGCUUGCACAAGAUGGGCAUACUGUAAUCUGCUCCAUACACCAGCCUAGAGGUUCUGUGUAUAGUAAAUUUGACGACAUUGUGUUGCUGACAGAGGGUGCACUUGUUUAUGCUGGUCCCGCUCAUAAUGAACCGUUGGCAUACUUCUCAAAAUUUGGGUAUCGUUGCCCAGAUCAUGUGAAUCCUGCUGAAUUUCUGGCUGAUCUCAUAUCCAUUGACUACAGUUCUUCUGAAAGUGUCUACACUUCUCAGAAAAGGAUAGAUGCUCUGGUUGAGGCAUUCUCACAACAGUCGUUGACAAUUCUUUAUGCCACUCCACUUAAUAGAAGAGAAGACUCCAAAAACUUUAAGAAAUUAAGGAAGAAAACUACAGUUAAGAAAGGGGGUUGGUGGAGGCAAUUCUGGUUGCUCCUUAGACGUGCAUGGAUGCAGGCCUCUAGGGAUGGACCGACAAACAAAGUUCGAGCAAGAAUGUCAGUUGCUUCAGCUAUAAUAUUUGGGUCAGUUUUCUGGAAAAUGGGAAGAUCUCAGACAUCGAUUCAAGACAGGAUGGGAUUGCUUCAGGUUGCUGCUAUAAACACAGCAAUGGCUGCUUUAACAAAGACUGUGGGCGUGUUUCCUAAAGAACGUGCAAUCGUGGACAGAGAGCGUGCAAAGGGGUCUUAUGGUCUAGGGCCCUAUCUGCUUUCUAAAUUAAUUGCUGAGAUUCCUGUUGGGGCAGCAUUUCCUCUAAUGUUUGGAGCCGUGCUGUACCCCAUGGCUCGUCUUCAUCCUAGUUUGUCCAGGUUUGGAAGGUUCUGUGGUAUUGUGACUGUGGAAUCUUUUGCUGCAUCUGCAAUGGGCCUAACUGUGGGGGCUAUGGUUCCAACCACAGAAGCUGCAAUGGCUGUGGGGCCCUCGCUUAUGACAGUUUUUAUUGUAUUUGGAGGAUAUUAUGUCAAUGCAGAGAAUACACCGAUUAUCUUCCGUUGGAUUCCCCGUGUUUCUUUGAUAAGAUGGGCCUUUCAAGGGCUUUGCAUCAAUGAAUUUAGUGGUCUUCAAUUUGAUCAUCAGAAUUCAUUCGACAUUCAAACAGGAGAACAGGCGCUUGAACGGCUCUCAUUUGGAGGAAGUCGCAUUCGGGAUACAGUGAUGGCUCAAAGUAGAAUCUUAUUAUUUUGGUAUUGCACCACUUAUCUUCUCCUAGAGAAAAACAAGCCCAAGUACCAGCAGCUUGAGCCACCGCCUCUUGAAGAAAAGGAGCCAAAGCUGCAACUUGAACCUUUAGAAACCGACUCGACUCCUCCAUUGGAGCAAGUCAAAUCAAACCAGCAGCUUGAUCCAACUCCACCUCCACCGCCACUUGAUCAAGUAAUUCCAUUUAUCCUAGAAGGUGCUAAGUAAAGGAGAUGUCUUGCCAUAAAAGGAGGGCCUCUUGCCUAAAUUGAGCCACAUUGAGCUGGUUCUAUAAAACAUAAAUAAGAAAAAUGAGCAUGGUGAUUACUGUAUAAAACAAAGAAAAAUGUCAGAUUGGAAUCUGUGGAAUCUCAUGAAGAAUGCUUCUCUCUAUGCCCACCUAAA
Molecule: messenger RNA, 2458 nt
Organism: Pistacia vera
Lineage: Eukaryota; Viridiplantae; Streptophyta; Magnoliopsida; Sapindales; Anacardiaceae
Product: ABC transporter G family member 7
Exons: 12
Coding region: 89-2281 (730 amino acids)
Cellular component (GO): membrane
Molecular function (GO): ABC-type transporter activity; ATP binding; ATP hydrolysis activity
Source: RefSeq, a predicted model, not a curated record